Messenger RNA from Adineta steineri, 627 nucleotides. NCBI's taxonomy places the organism in Eukaryota, Metazoa, Rotifera, Eurotatoria, Adinetida, Adinetidae. The record is from the annotation of a GenBank genome assembly.
GGCGAUAUAACGGAAAAAGAAAUCUACUAUAACAUACCAUAAAUUUGACUUUUGCCUGUAACCAAUCAAUAUAAUGACAAAUAGAAACAAACGUGCGAGUGCGGGUGCGGGUCAAUAACUACAUUUUUUUCACAUGCCAAGAUAAUGCGAAAUGAUGGAAGCAGAAUCACGAUCUAAUAUAUAGCCAUAAAUACCCAGGUCGAGCGUUUCGGAAUUCUUCUAAGUACAAUGUGUGAUACAGAUAUCUUCGAUUAGAUAUUCUAAAAUAGUAAAAUAAAGAAACGUAUCCAGUGAAAAAUUGUCAAAUUAUACCUCAUUUUGUAAGAUUAUAAUCGAAUUUUUGUGCAACAAAAUCAAGAUUAUAAUCGAUUGGAAUCUUUCAAAUCAACAAUAAUUCGAUUUUUAAUCAGAACGUAAUCUUGUAAAUUAAAUAUAGUUUUAAUUAAAAUCAUGUAGUUCUGAUUAAAGAUAAAGUAAACCAAGUUUGUAUGAUUUUAGUCGAAAUUAUGUUUGAUUUACAAGAUUACGUUCUGAUUAAAAAUCGAAUUAUUGUUGAUUUGAAAGAUUCCAAUGGGUUAUGAUCCUGAUUUUGUUGCACAAAAAUUCGAUUAUAAUCUUACAAAAUGA